Molecule: messenger RNA, 540 nt
Organism: Ilyonectria robusta
Lineage: Eukaryota; Fungi; Ascomycota; Sordariomycetes; Hypocreales; Nectriaceae
Exons: 2
Coding region: 1-540 (179 amino acids)
Source: RefSeq, a predicted model, not a curated record
AUGAGCCGUAACUUAGGUAGCCUGUUAGACGACCAGUGGGUUUUGGGGGGAGACGACGAAACACUCAGCCAAAUCCCGUCGACCAGCAAUUUGACUCAGCAGCACACGGGCGGAAUCCCCGACAGCGCCCACCCACUCGCGUCCUGCAAGGUUACGCCAUCGUACAGACCACAACCCUCAGGCGGAGAAAAGACGACGGUUCGCAAACGAGACAAGAGAGCGCCGCCGUCGUUCUUCGACCCAACCGCGUCCAGCAGCGAACGAGGAGAGAACCUUAAUUCUGGAGCCCACCCUGGGCGGCCACUGACGACCUUCGGCUCCGGGAGAGAACGGACAUCGCCCGACGCGCCACGGUCGGCUUGCGCCCGUGCUGUCGGCCGCUCUGGUCUUCCUUGCAUUGCACUGUGCGGCAGCGGCCAGGUUUCCAUCGUUCUUGGGGCUGUCGGCGGCGCCACAGGGAGCCCACAGGGUCGUCAGAGGCCUCGUAGGGGCUCCAAAUCUCGUAUGUACGAAGUAGCACGCGCGACGCACAACGCAUAG